This is a messenger RNA of Paracoccidioides brasiliensis Pb18, 1146 nucleotides long. Its product is annotated as cytoplasmic tRNA 2-thiolation protein 2. The record is from RefSeq and is a predicted model, not a curated record. Gene Ontology annotation, biological process: tRNA wobble position uridine thiolation. The transcript has 2 exons. Gene Ontology annotation, molecular function: tRNA binding; sulfurtransferase activity. Gene Ontology annotation, cellular component: cytosol. Bases 1 to 1146 code for a protein of 381 amino acids.
AUGAAGGGACAAUCUAUGGAUAUUUGUAUGGACUGCAAGGUAGCGUCGGUCACCCAGACCGUUCGCAAGCGGGAACUCUGUCAACAGUGCUUUAUUCUGUUUAUAGGAUCGAAAGUUGUGAAGCGCAUUGAGAAAUAUCGCCCACAAAAUGCCCCCAAGGAUAGACAAAGAAAACUCCUAUUGCCUCUAUCAUUUGGUGUUUCUUCCUCUUCAUUGCUCCAUAUCCUGAAUCUUCAACUUGAGCGGCAAAUUUCAAACGGUAUAGGACGUCGUGCCUACGAUAUUCACGUCUUGAACGUUGCGGUUUAUGGGCAGCCUGACAGCGGCAGGCUUGAUUUAUUUCGCGAAACGUAUCCUCUCCAUACAUAUUCUCAAGUCCCCUUACAUUCGAUCUUUCAAUAUGACACAGCUAUAAAGGACGUAAUAUCAGAAUACGGAUGUCCGGAAUUCGUGGGCGAUCCGUCAAUGACCGACGCAGAACUCCUAAACCUCUUCCUGUCGUCUCCUUCGUCGGCGACUUCACGAACAGACAUCGGCGCCAUUAUAUUUACAAGACUUGUCGUUGCCUUUGCAAAAGAACACAAUUGCGAUGGAAUUUUAUGGGGGGAUUCUGAUAGCCGGCUUGCUUCCAAGGCUCUGUCAAAUGUCGCCAAAGGCCGUGGCUUUUCCGCGUCUUGUGAUGUCUGCGACGGUAUGUCUCCGUGGGGCAUCCAAUUCAAUUUCCCCCUGCGAGAUUUGUUCAAGUUUGAAUUAUCCACAUAUGCCUCCGUGGCACUUCCAAAAUCACUUAUCGUGGCAGACCCUGAACGUCUCUCGAUGGAUAAUUUAACUAAUAAGAACAUGUCUAUCGAGAAUCUUCUUGCCCACUACGUCGAGACGCAAGGCGAGAAGUAUCCUGGCAUUAUGGCCAACAUUGUUCGUACAAUCGAUAAACUUAAUGUUCCACCCGGUGAUGCUGGCUCAAAGUGCAUUUUAUGUAGCAUGCCGGUUGAUAACAGUGGAGAGGACCCUGCAAACCCUGUGGGAACGGAGUGUUCUCAGUAUGUGUUGAAGGAUCACCGUGAGCUACCUAUUACCGGUACGCUUUGCUAUGGUUGCGCGAGGUCGCGUUUGGAUAUUUCCAGUCCGAAAUUUGCUCCAUCUUAA